Andrographis paniculata is the source of this 1842-nucleotide messenger RNA. Its product is annotated as cytochrome P450 CYP72A219-like. The record is from RefSeq and is a predicted model, not a curated record. Gene Ontology annotation, molecular function: iron ion binding; oxidoreductase activity, acting on paired donors, with incorporation or reduction of molecular oxygen; heme binding. The coding region runs from base 49 to 1605 and encodes 518 amino acids. The transcript is spliced from 5 exons. Lineage: Eukaryota; Viridiplantae; Streptophyta; Magnoliopsida; Lamiales; Acanthaceae.
ACCCCGAACCAUCUUCAAGCAGUUGGUCGAAUCAGUGGUAAGAGAUCAAUGGAGGUUUCGGGGAUGUUUUCGAUGAUUUUUCUUUCUUGCGCAGCAGUCAUCGUAUCGUUUUGUGCUUGGAAUAUCUUGGAGUGGGUGUGGUUUAGGCCGAAGAGGCUCGAGAAGUGCCUGAGGCAGCAAGGCCUCCAUGGAAAUCCUUACAGGUUCUUCUUCGGAGACUUUAAGGAAAUGACGAGGUUGCAGAAAGAAGUGUGGUCGAAGCCCAUGAGUUUAUCCGACGAUAUUGUGACCAGAGCUGUCCCCGAACUCGAUCAGUGUCUCAAGAAAUAUGGCAAGUAUAGCUUUCUAUGGUACGGGUCAAAACCAACAGUGAUCGUCUGGGAACCUGAAUAUGUCCGAGACAUUUUUUCGAAGGUUGAUGCCUUCCAAAAGCCGCCAACUCCGGAGGUUCGACGUAUGUCGAACGGAGUUGAUUCGUUGGAGACAGACAAAUGGGCGAAGCAUAGAAAGCUUGUCAACCCGGCAUUCCACGUUGAAAAACUCAAGCUCAUGGUUCCAUCGUUCUACUUGAGUUGCGCCGAAAUGUUGAGCAAAUGGGAUGAGAUUAUCCCGAACGAAGGGGCGUGUGAAUUGGAAUUGUGGGAUUAUCUUCAAACUCUCACAAGCGAUGUCAUUUCGCGCACUGCCUUUGGAAGUAGCUUCGAAGAAGGAAGAAAAAUAUUUGAACUUCAAUGUGAGCAAGCCUUCCUAGUCAUGGACAUGGAGCGCUCGGUUUACAUCCCAGGGUCGAGGUUUUUACCGACAAAACACAAUCGAAGAAUCAAGGAAAUAAGAAAGGAAGUAAAGUCGACUGUGAUGAGAAUCAUCGAGAAACGGCUGAAAUCGAUGAGAUCCGGUGAGGGUAGUGGCGAGGACUUACUUGGAUUGCUAUUGGAAUCAAAUAGCAAGGAAAUCAAAGCGCGGGGAAGUAAGUUUGGAAUGAGCAUGGAGGAGGUGAUCGAAGAGUGCAAGCUUUUCUACUUUGCCGGGCAAGAGACUACCUCGACUCUACUUGUUUGGACUAUGAUUCUAUUGGGGAAGCAUACGGAUUGGCAAUCUCGAGCAAGAGACGAGGUUCUUCAACUAUUUGGUAAAAGAAAACCCGACUAUCAAGAGCUAAACCAGCUCAAAAUCAUAAACAUGAUAUUACUCGAGGUUUUGAGGUUAUAUCCGCCAUCAUACAUGCGCAUUCGAAUGGCUAUGGAAGAUAGCAAAAUAGGGAACUUAACUCUACCGGCCGGGGUGCAACUUAUAUUGCCGAUCAUUUUGUUGCACCACGACAAAAAGAUAUGGGGUGACGAUGUAAAUGAAUUUAACCCAAUGAGGUUUAGCGAAGGAAUUUCCCACGCUACAGGCGGCCAAAUGAUAUAUCUUCCAUUUGGAUAUGGGCCUCGGAUUUGCGUGGGCCAAAACUUCGCCAUGGCAGAAGCCAAAACUGCAAUGGCUAUGAUUCUUCAACGCUUUGCUUUUAAGCUUUCGCCAUCGUAUUCUCAUGCUCCGUGGGCAAUGGUUACUCUUCAGCCUCAACACGGCGCACAGUUAAUGGUCGAGAAGAUUAAGGAUUGAGGUGUUAGAGAAUAUAUAUAUAUAUAUAUAUGAUAUGGUUUCGACUUAUUUAAUGUUCAAGAAGAUGAAUUGAUUGUGAAUUUGCAUCGUAUAUGAUGUGUUAAGCUUGGUUUCAAUCUCGGACAUGUAUCCUUAUUGUAGGUCGCAGACAUCUUUACGUAUGAUGUUUGUCGUAACGUACUUUGAGCUUGUUGCACUUAUGGAUGCAUAGAAAUAAAAUUAAGUAUAUUUGGUGUU